Molecule: messenger RNA, 639 nt
Organism: Penicillium oxalicum
Lineage: Eukaryota; Fungi; Ascomycota; Eurotiomycetes; Eurotiales; Aspergillaceae
Product: GNAT family N-acetyltransferase
Exons: 1
Coding region: 1-639 (212 amino acids)
Molecular function (GO): acyltransferase activity, transferring groups other than amino-acyl groups
Source: RefSeq, a predicted model, not a curated record
AUGGCCGCGGACGAGACUUUCUCGCCUUUUCCUCCUGAGUUUGCAAUCGCAACGGAGCGUCUUUCUAUUCAGCCCUUGGACCCGGACAAUCCCACUCAUUGCGAGUUUUUGGUUCGACUAUGGAACACAGAUGACUUUAUCCAAUCAAGCGGCAAGACGAGUAUCGAUUCGCCCGAGAAAGCCGCGGCGUUCAUUCGACGGCGGGUACUCGCAGACUAUGCUCGCAACCGACAUGGCCAAUUUUUGGUGUCUCGCGUCGAAGAUAACCACCCCGCAAAGCUUAUCGGAUGCGUAUCGCUCAUGAAAGGGUCCCCGCCUGGCCCGCACUAUCUGGCGCCCGACAUUGGAUUCACAAUCUUGCCCGAAGAAAGUGGAAACGGCUUCGCCACUGAAGCCGCCAGGGGGCUUGUUGACUGGGCUCGGCUCGAGCUGGGCAUACACGCGGUCUUUGGGUUCUGUGGGGUAGACAACGUGCGCAGUCGCAGAGUCCUUGAGAAAGUGGGCAUGGUAUACCGAGGGUCAGCGGCACUGCGCGUCUUUGCUGAUCAACAAAGUGCAGUUUACGUUCUGCCCAGCAUGGACAAGGAUCUGAGUGUUUACAAUUUGACUGAAGAGCUCCAUGACAACAACAACCAGUGA